UGUUUAUCUGUAUAGGGAGAGAAUCCUAGACUUUCUUUGUUCAAUCCAGUCCGUGUUCUUAUCCUGUUAGAACUGAAACAAAAUCUCUGCAAAUAAUGGCGAGCUGUUUGAGAAGAUAUGGAAGAAGACUAUCCGUUUCAAUUUGCGAGAAGCGGGAACUCUCCACAGCUUGUGAGGGUAAGGUUAUUCAACAACAACAACAACAACAACAACAACAAACUGCUAAAUUGUUGAACCUUUGUUCUGCCAUCAACCAAGCUCUCCAUCUCGCCUUAGAAACCGAUCCUCGUUCUUAUGUGUUUGGAGAAGAUGUGAGCUUUGGUGGGGUGUUUCGUUGCACAACUGGACUAACUGAACGAUUUGGCAAAAAUCGAGUCUUCAAUACUCCUCUUUGUGAGCAGGGCAUUGUUGGAUUUGGCAUUGGUCUGGCAGCAAUGGGGAACAGGGCCAUAGCAGAAAUUCAAUUUGCAGAUUAUAUCUAUCCUGCUUUUGAUCAGAUUGUUAAUGAAGCCGCAAAGUUCAGAUACCGGAGUGGGAAUCAAUAUGAUUGUGGAGGUUUAACCAUAAGAGCACCAUAUGGAGCUGUGGGCCAUGGUGGACAUUAUCACUCUCAAUCCCCUGAAGCUUUCUUUUGUCAUGUUCCUGGUAUCAAAGUGGUUAUCCCUCGAAGUCCACAGCAAGCAAAAGGAUUAUUAUUGUCAUGCAUACGGGAUCCAAACCCUGUUGUCUUUUUUGAACCAAAAUGGCUUUAUCGCUUGGCAGUAGAAGAGGUCCCUGAGCAUGAUUAUAUGUUGCCAUUGUCAGAGGCAGAGGUGAUCCGAGAAGGCAGUGACAUAACUCUUGUUGGUUGGGGAGCACAACUGUCUAUCAUGGAGCAGGCUUGUACUGAUGCCGAGAAGGAUGGAAUUUCUUGUGAACUGAUAGACCUCAAAACUUUAAUACCCUGGGAUAAAGAAACUGUGGAGACUUCAGUUAGAAAGACUGGAAGACUUCUUAUUAGUCAUGAAGCUCCAGUGACUGGAGGUUUUGGUGCUGAAAUCUCUGCAUCUAUUGUUGAACGUUGCUUCUUAAGGUUAGAAGCUCCUGUUGCUAGAGUUUGCGGUCUGGAUACGCCCUUCCCUCUUGUUUUUGAGCCAUUCUAUAUGCCCACCAAGAACAAAAUACUGGAUGCGAUCAAAUCAACUGUAAAUUACUAGAAUUUUAGCACUCUGUUCUAACUGCUAUGUUUAACAUAUGCCAUCAUCCAGAAGCAAUUACAUGAAUUAAUGCAAACAGGAGUUCCAAAAUUUGCGCCUGUAAAUGUGAAAAUAAGUAGCAAGCCAUUCAAGGCUGCAUGUUCAUCAUUCUCCUUGUAAACUUAUAAUGAAAUGGAAAAAGGUGAAUGGAGAAUGCAAUUUGUAUAUCUUGUCAUCUGAUAUUUCGAUUAAAGUAGUAUUUCUUUUUAUUUA
Hevea brasiliensis (rubber tree) is the source of this 1448-nucleotide messenger RNA. Its product is annotated as 2-oxoisovalerate dehydrogenase subunit beta 1, mitochondrial. Gene Ontology annotation, molecular function: catalytic activity. The transcript is spliced from 13 exons. The record is from RefSeq and is a predicted model, not a curated record. NCBI's taxonomy places the organism in Eukaryota, Viridiplantae, Streptophyta, Magnoliopsida, Malpighiales, Euphorbiaceae. Bases 96 to 1196 code for a protein of 366 amino acids. Gene Ontology annotation, biological process: branched-chain amino acid catabolic process; response to nutrient.